ACCACUGGCGACCUUGUAAUGAACUUAGCGAAGCAAUGGCGGCCGAGCCCCGGUGGUUUGUCGUUAAAUGUCAAACGCCAGUGAAAAUCGCAGAGUAGCGAAUCGUCGGUGACAUUCCGGUCACAGAGAUGGCCGCGAAAGAGCCGGACGCGAUCGACGACGGCAUCGCUGAGCCGGGUAUCGAGCCCGGCGCUUCCACAGAGACGAUGCUCGUCACUACCGACAGCUUCGACGAGUAUGAGCAGGAGAUGAGCAGCAGCAUUGAUGACAGGCAGAUGAAGGAGAGCACUACCAGCACCAUCUCCGAGAUCCAGGAAGACUCGCAGAACAUUCCGACAACACCUACCGCUGUUAGCCCGCCGGAAGCCGAGAAAACUCUACCUCUUGAUGACUCCGAAAUGGAUGAUGUGACACACUGUCUGAGUCUGAGUAGUCUGGAUGGAGAUCCGUUGCACUGCAAGACCUGGUUAGCCCAAAGGAAACAUAUCUUCAUUCUGAGUCAGGCGGGCAAGCCUAUAUACUCUAGAUACAGUUCAGAGGACAAGCUAGUCACUCUUAUGGGGGUCAUGCAGGCUUUAGUAUCAUUUGUGCAAGAUGGCAGCGAUAUGAUUAGGUCGGUGCAUGCAGGCAACACAAAUUUUGUCUUCGUCGUUAAGGGCCCGUUGAUCUUAGUGGCGGUAUCCAAAACUUUGGAGAGUGUACCUCAACUUACUUUACAGUUAACAUAUGUAUAUAAUCAGAUAAUCUCUGUAUUGACACAGUCUCAACUGAACAGAGUAUACGAUCAAAGGAGGAACUUUGAUCUACGGAGAUUAUUAACUGGUAGUGAAAGACUGAUAGAUCAUUUAUUAAAUUUUAUGGAUAGGGAGCCAGCUUUUUUUUUAGGGGCUAUUAAAUGUUUGCCCCUACUACCCUCUAUGAGAAGUUCGAUUACGCAGACCAUUAUUCAAACGUGUGCUAAGAUCAAGAAUUUAGUAUUCGCGAUACUUCUAGCUAACAACCAGCUGGUGACGCUGGUUAGGAUGAAUAAAUUUUUCCUACAUCCAAUGGAUCUACAUAUAAUACAAAAUCUGGUAGACAGCUCCGAGUCGCUUAAGACAGCUGAGAGCUGGACACCGAUAUGUCUACCGAAAUUCGAUCCAAAUGGAUAUAUGCACGGUCACGUUUCCUAUCUGGCGGAAGAUUGCCAGGCAUGUUUGUUAUUACUCACCGUCGAUAGGGACGUGUUUUUCGUAUUAUCGGAAGCCAAACAAAAAAUCGUGGAAAAAUUGCGGCGGACAAAUUGUUUAGAGGCGAUAAACGAGUCCAUGAAUAAGCCAACGAUUACGACCGCCGAUAUUGGGCUGCCUGAGAUGCGACACGUAUUGUACAAGUGCAAAAGCACCGCGCAAUUUUGGAGCCCUGGGCUUCAGCCUCCUUAUACUACGGAGGAGGAAGUAGAACGAUUGCUGGGACUUUAUCAGUGUUUACAUCAUAGAUUACAUUCACCUAGUCGACCGUUGAAGCUUAUAUUUCAACAACUAGACAAGGAAACGAUGUUGGCAUGGGUGGCUUCCGGUUUCGAAUUAUACGUAACAUUCGAGCCUCUGGUGACGAAACCAGACGCUAUUGAGGCAGUCAGCAAGCUGUUAAAGUGGAUCAAAAAAGAAGAAGAGAGAUUAUUCAUCUUGAAUUCGCCUACGUUUUGAAUAUCAUCAGAUACUACUUGGACGUGUAUAUGAGUGAUAUACUGGCAGUGAUGUGUUGGAAGCGUUUACCGAAAGACCAAACAUAAUCCGAAAACGUUCGAGAUAUAUUACAAGAGGGAUUCCAAAGCAAAACGUUUUCGCAAUAGUUUUCAAGUGCAAGAAUAUAGUUAUUAUUCGUCCAUUGUUAUUGGUAACAAUGCCAUUCACUAUUUUUUUAUUUAAUAGAGCUGUUAUAAUAUAACGUAAGUUUAUAAAAAUGUACAUAUAUUCAAAUAUCUUACACGAACGCGCUCCUGAUGUAAUAUUAUACACUAUAAUUUUCAUACCAAAAUCAUCCUCCUCCCGCACGUGAUUCACCGGGUACUAAAUACAUUCAAAUAACACUGAAAAUAAGAAAGAGUGGACAAAGUUAUUUGUUUAUUAUCAGUUAUACUUCGUCUCUCGAUUUAUCCAAUUUUUGUAUUCCAUGUAAACAAUGCUUGAUAAAAAGUCAGAUUUCUCGUA
This is a messenger RNA of Odontomachus brunneus, 2192 nucleotides long. It is a transcript of the gene Mon1, whose product is annotated as vacuolar fusion protein MON1 homolog A. The record is from RefSeq and is a predicted model, not a curated record. The coding region runs from base 129 to 1688 and encodes 519 amino acids. The transcript is spliced from 7 exons. Gene Ontology annotation, biological process: endosome to lysosome transport via multivesicular body sorting pathway; protein targeting to vacuole. NCBI's taxonomy places the organism in Eukaryota, Metazoa, Arthropoda, Insecta, Hymenoptera, Formicidae.